Molecule: messenger RNA, 3182 nt
Organism: Hipposideros armiger (great roundleaf bat)
Lineage: Eukaryota; Metazoa; Chordata; Mammalia; Chiroptera; Hipposideridae
Gene: TBCK
Product: TBC1 domain containing kinase
Exons: 16
Biological process (GO): activation of GTPase activity
Molecular function (GO): GTPase activator activity
Source: RefSeq, a predicted model, not a curated record
GGAAGAAAAUUAUUUCAGAGCUUGGAUAUUUCUGAAAGACUAAAAUUGUUGCUUACCUUGGACUGUAUAGAUGACACUGUAAUAGUUCUGGCUGAAGAGCAUGGUUGUCUGGACAUUAUAAAGGAGCUUCCUGAAAAUGUGAUAGAUCUUUUGAAGAAGUGCCUUACCUUCCACCCUUCCAAGAGGCCAACCCCAGAUGAAUUGAUGCAGGACAGUGUGUUCAGUGAAGUGUCACUGUUAUACACUCCCUUUAUCAAACCUGCCAGUCUGUUUUCUUCAUCCCUGAGAUGUGCUGAUUUAACUCUGCCUGAGGAUAUCAGUCAGCUGUGUAAAGAUAUAAACAGCGAUUACCUGGCCGAAAGAUCUAUUGAAGAAGUGUAUUACCUUUGGUGUUUAGCUGGAGGUGACUUGGAGAAAGAGCUUGUCAACAAGGAAAUCAUUCGAUCCAAACCACCUAUCUGCACACUUCCCAAUUUGCAGGGGGCCAUUCAUGCCAAAUAUGAUGCAAUUGAUAAAGAUACUCCAAUUCCUACAGAUAGACAAAUUGAAGUGGAUAUUCCUCGUUGCCAUCAGUAUGAUGAACUGUUAUCAUCACCAGAAGGUCAUGCAAAAUUUAGGCGUGUGUUGAAAGCCUGGGUGGUAUCCCAUCCUGAUCUUGUGUAUUGGCAAGGUAACUUUACUUUCCAAUUUUUAAGACUCUUUUUGAACCAGUCUAAUUUACCUCAUUCAAAUAGCAGUAAUGAGUUGUCUGCAGCUGCCACUCUCCCUUUAAUUAUCCGAGAGAGGGACACCGAGUACCAACUAAACAGAAUCAUUCUCUUUGACAGGCUGCUAAAGGAAUCCUUGGCUUACGCGUGUAUGUCUGCUUUUAUUCCCAAAUACCUGUAUAACUUCUUCUUGAAAGACAACUCACAUGUAAUACAAGAGUAUCUGACUGUGUUCUCUCAGAUGAUUGCAUUCCAUGACCCGGAGCUGAGCAAUCAUCUCAAUGAGAUUGGAUUUAUUCCAGAUCUCUAUGCCAUCCCUUGGUUUCUCACCAUGUUUACUCAUGUAUUUCCACUGCACAAAAUUUUCCACCUCUGGGAUACCUUGCUGCUUGGGAAUUCCUCUUUCCCAUUCUGUAUUGGAGUAGCAAUUCUUCAGCAGCUGCGGGACCGGCUUUUGGCUAAUGGCUUUAAUGAGUGCAUCCUUCUCUUCUCUGAUUUACCAGAAAUUGACAUCGAACGCUGUGUGCGCGAAUCAAUCAACCUGUUUUGUUGGACCCCUAAAAGUGCUACUUACAGACAGCAUGCUCAGCCUCCAAAGCCAACUUCUGAUAACAGUGGAGUCAGAAGUUCAGCAUCUUACUUCUCUACUGAGUGUCCAGAUACUCCUAAAACAGAUCUGAUCCUGCAGUACUUCUCUGUUUCUGACUUCCUCGAGCUUGCCUGCCUUUCAGAGCCUCCCGAUGUGUCCCCUUCACCUACUCAGUGUUCCUUCCCUCCGAUUCCCCUGGUAGGUGCUCAGCUCAGUAAGACUAGUCUCCAAAAAAUGGGAUUGGAGAAAUACAAAUUUUGUAUAUCCUCUAUAAAUUUGGCCUUUUUUUUUUUUCAGUUUGCAGCUCAUCUUGUGAAGAUGAAAUACCCAAGAAUCUGUAUUCUAGAUGGUGGCAUUAAUAAGAUCAAGCCAACAGGCCUCCUCACCGUCCCAUCUCCUCAAAUAUGAAGAAUGAAGAGUAUGGCUUCCAGAGAGACACAGUGGCAUCAACUCCCCAUGUCACAGCCCCCCUCGGCACAGCUCUCCACAGCUUCUACUCUAAGACAGAACCAGACUUUCAGACUAUGGCAUUUCCAUGAAGCUUUAUCAUGAGACAUUUUUUUAAGUCUCAUGACCCAAAUGUUGAGCUGUUCAAGCAACAAACUUGACUGUACAUGUAGUGCUGAAAGAAUUUUCUUAGCAGUGAAAUCCGAUCAUGUGUUUUUAGCGCGCUGCAACACAAAGCAGAGGAAUUCAACUGACAAGGCAAAUUGAGCAUUAUCAAGAAAUCUCACUUGCACUGAGAAAGCUGUCUUCCAUUGCACUGCACAGAAAGUACCAACAAAGGUAUUAUUUAGAAAUAUAGAUUGAAUGUGGGCUAAAAUCAUCUUUCCAUGAUAAUGAAAGGUGAAAAGCUACUCACAAUGCAUCCCUUACAGGAAAAAGCUACAUUUGGUAACUCAUUUUUGACCCAGACAAGGGUGUGUGUGUGUGUGUGUGUGUAUAGAAGAAUUUAGCCCAUUGAAAAAAGUGAUAAUAGUCUACUUCCAGAAAAUUGCAAGUGUGAAAUCAUUCAUAUUAUUAUAGAAUAAUUGUUUAGCUCCUGUAGCAGAGAAACCCAAAAUAAGAGUGACUUAAACAAACCAGAACUUUCUCUCUCACUUAAAAGUCUGCAUAGUCAGCCUAGGACUAGUAUAUUGGUUUCAUAAUCAUUAGGAACUCGGGUAUCUUUUCUCAUUGCUUUACCACCCUCAACACAUGGUUUCUGUCACAUGGAUCAAGAUGGCUGCACAGCUCCUACCAUCACCUGCAAUUUAGAAGGAAGGAAAUGAAGGAGGAAGGGUGGGGAAGAAAGGAAAGAAAGAAAUAGGGAGGAAGGAAAGAAGGAAGGACAUGCUUCUCUUUACGAGCCCAAACCAGAAGGUGCACAUAUUACUUCUGCUUACAUACCAUUGGCCAGAACUUAAACAGAUGGCCACACCUAGCUCUAAGGAAAAUUAGGAAUACAGUCUUUCUGAAAAACUUUAUUACUGUGUGGGAAGAGGAGAACACAUAUUGAAAGACAGCUAGCAGCCUCUGCCACAUUAUUCUAAAAAACUGUACUUCAUUGAAUCUAAGACAUAACACAGUUUUAUGUACUGAAGGAAGAAAAAGUGCAGCCAAAUAAACUGUGACACAUCAGUUAUAAGAUGUACUCCCAUUUCAGAAAUGUGAAAAAAAUAUGAAUCCUAGAAUUAUUGAAAAAGAGUGCAUCUUUUACUCUUCACUUUUAACUAAAAUAUCUUCUUUCAUCUUUAACUUACAUUCCUCUUCAAUGUUAGGGCUACCUAGGUAGAACAUCUCAAUAAGAGCCUCAAUUCAACUUUCUGGGCUCUGUUUUUGUUGUUGUUAUUUGUUUGGGAGUUUUGCGUCUAUUUUUUUUUAUUGCGAUAUAAUUUACAUACCAU